AUGCAUUAUUUUCGUCUAAAGUUUCCAACCUACCUUCCUGAAAAAUAAGUUGGAUUUACCGUGUAUGACAUAAUUCAAAUGCUGAGUAAUAACAAUUACAAUUCAAUCGACUUAAAACUUAAGUAACUACGCUGUUAAAGAAGGUCCAAAGAAUCAAUCAGACUAAGUACCCUGCUGCAUAAAAAUUUCUAUCUUGUUCAAAAAGAUUAUUAUAUAAACUUUUUAUUAACAACCAAUAUGUCUGACAGUCAACAACGUAAACACAUAGGUGAAAUUGAAACAAUAAAAGAAGGGCAAAGCCCCGUAAGAUUUACGGAAAAUACAAUUAAAAUGAUAUCGGGACAUGCAAUACCUGUUGUACUUUCGACGGAAGAUCAUGCUUUUAAGUUAGAUGAAGAUGCAUUAUCAAAUAUUUUAUUAAGAAAAGAAAUACGUGAUCGAAAUGUUGUCGUUGUGUCGGUGGCUGGUGCGUUUCGAAAAGGAAAAUCAUUUCUUCUGGACUUUUUUCUACGGUAUAUGUAUGCUAAGUAUGUAACCUCAGAAGGGAGUAAAGAAUGGCUUGGUGGUGACGAUGAACCAUUAGAAGGAUUUUCAUGGCGUGGUGGAUCAGAACGAGAUACAACUGGAAUUUUAAUGUGGUCAGAACCAUUUUUAACUGAAUUACCUUCAGGUGAAAAGGUAGCUAUUAUUUUAUUAGACACACAAGGUACAUUUGACAGCGAGAGUACUGUACGAGAUUGCGCUACUGUAUUUGCACUUAGCACAAUGGUGAGCUCAGUUCAAGUUUACAAUAUAUCUGCAAAUAUUCAAGAAGAUGAUCUACAACAUUUGCAGCUAUUUACGGAAUAUGGUCGAUUAGCGUUAGCCGAUACAGGAAAAGCACCAUUUCAACGUCUACAAUUUUUGGUAAGAGAUUGGAGUUUUCCAUAUGAAGCUGAAUAUGGUGCAGUUGGUGGUAAAAAAAUUUUAGAUCGACGUUUAAGAAUUAACGAUAAACAACAUCCAGAAUUACAGGCAUUACGUAAACAUAUUACAUCAUGUUUUACAGAAAUUGCAUGUUUCUUAUUACCACAUCCAGGUUUAAAAGUUGCCACCAAUCAAAAUUUUGAUGGUAGAUUAGUUGAUAUUGAAUCAGAAUUUAAGAAAUAUUUGUUAAUAUUAGUUCCAAUGUUGUUAGCACCAGAAAAUUUAGUAUUAAAAGAAAUAAACGGACAACGUGUUAAAGCACGAGAUCUUGUACAAUAUUUUAAAUCAUAUAUGGCAAUAUAUAGUGGUAACGAAUUACCCGAACCAAAAUCAAUGCUUGUUGCUACAGCAGAAGCAAAUAAUUUAACAGCUGUUGCAGAAGCAAAAGAAAUAUAUCAACAAUUAAUGGAAGAAAUAUGUGGCGGUACAAAACCGUAUUUAAGUGCAGGUCAUCUAGAAUCAGAACAUUUACGAAUUAUGGAUAAAGCAUUACAUCAAUUUGAUACAAAACGUAAAAUGGGUGGAAAAGAAUUUAGUAAAAAUUAUAGAGCAAAAUUAGAAAAAGAUAUGAAUGAAACGUACGAUCAAUUUUGUGCUCACAAUGAAAGUAAAAAUAUAUUUAAAGCAGCACGCACUCCAGCUGUUUUUUGUGCAUUAUCUGUGAUGUUUUAUAUUUUGAGUGGUGUCUUUGGUUUAUUUGGUGUAUAUUCUUUAGCUAAUACAUGUAAUUUAGCAAUGGGCGUUGCCUUACUUACAUUAAUUUUAUGGGCAUAUAUUAGGUAUAGUGGUGAAUUACGGGAAAUUGGUGCACAAAUAGAUGACCUAGCCAAUUUAAUAUGGGAUCAAGGAAUGAAACCAAUAUAUCAAGGCGUAAUGGAACGAAGUAUACAACAUGUAACAGCAAAUGCCGUCGAUUAUGUGGUAUCUGGUUCAAAUUCAACGUCUUCCAUUUCAACACCAAAUGGCAAAUUACAUCGAUCGUGAUUCUCCUUGUAUUCAAUGUAGUUCUAUAGACACAAACAAACAAAAAAAAAACCAACAUUCUAAAAAAAUAACUAUCUUAAUUAAAAAUUGAAUGUUUUUAAUAAUUCAUUUCUACAUCGUACGGUAUUGAAAAUUUACUAAAAUACUCUAAAAAACAAAAAACAUUAAAAAAACAGCUAAAAAAAUACCGUACCGCUCUCUACGAAUCUUUAUAUUAAAUACCAGAUUUAAAACAAAAACCGUUUUUAAAAAAAAAAACAAUAUAUACUGAGUAUCCCCAACUAAACUAGGUAUUUGUGAAUUUGUUUU
Molecule: messenger RNA, 2259 nt
Organism: Chrysoperla carnea
Lineage: Eukaryota; Metazoa; Arthropoda; Insecta; Neuroptera; Chrysopidae
Gene: atl
Product: atlastin
Exons: 11
Coding region: 238-1950 (570 amino acids)
Biological process (GO): endoplasmic reticulum organization; protein homooligomerization
Molecular function (GO): GTP binding; GTPase activity
Source: RefSeq, a predicted model, not a curated record